Trichomonas vaginalis G3 is the source of this 1260-nucleotide messenger RNA. RefSeq names its product protein of unknown function, DUF563 family. Gene Ontology annotation, molecular function: glycosyltransferase activity. Lineage: Eukaryota; Parabasalia; Trichomonadida; Trichomonadidae. The transcript has a single exon. The coding region runs from base 1 to 1260 and encodes 419 amino acids. The record is from RefSeq and is a predicted model, not a curated record.
AUGUAUUCAGUCAUUUUUUAUAAAAACAAAAUUUCAGAUUUGAUUUUUAGUUUUCCUUGCACUUACAAAAGCAUAAGUUUGGCAGCAAUUUUACUUCCAAUUCCUAUCCUAUUGCUUUCACGAAUUUGUAAGCGAAUUCCCCAGCUUUCGAAUCCAAAUUCUUAUUCCAAUGAAAUCAGAUACGUAUUUCCUCAAUUAGUAAUAAAGCAAGAUCUACCAUACAAUACAAGUGUACACAUAAUUCGAGGAUUAUAUCAAGACUUUUCUAUCUAUUCACCUGAAUAUAUUGGAAAUGCAACUACAGCAGAUUUAUUUACCCUUGCCUUUGCAACUAUCUACUAUGCAACAUAUGAGAAUGUUAUUUGCAGAACAGAUCUUUCAUUUUAUUCUAACAACUCAAUAUACAUGCAAAACGUUAAUUGUAGGACAAGAUUUUAUAAUUACUCAUCAAAAGAACACCCAUAUAUAGAUAUUAAAUAUAAUAGUUAUGAUAACGUAAUUUGUAUUGGCCACCAACACUCAUCAGACUUUGGCCACUGGAUGAUAGAAACAUUUCCACUCAUGUGGUAUAUACCCAAGAGUGUUUUGAACCAAAGCGUCAUUGCGAUUCCGAGAAUAUCUCAAUUUGUUGUUGAUUGUUUAAGUAUUCUUGGCGUUAAGAAGUCAAGCAUCAUAUAUGGUGAUGACCUUUAUUUCCAUGCUAAAAAACUCCAUACAGUUACUGCUCCAUAUUGCGAUUAUAUUUCAUAUCAAGCAAUCCUUAAUCAUAGAAAAAACAUAGUGAACUCUCUUUCAUUAGAUAAGGUUAAGCCAUCUCGCCUAGUGUUUUUUAAUAGAAAAAGAGGGAUGUCGAGAUAUCUUGCAAACAUUGAAAUGUUAAUAGAAGAAGCAUCACGCAAGUACACGAACUCAACAUUUGAAUUAGGAAUAUUUUAUGACAGAAUCGUGGAUCAGAUAAAAUAUUUCAAUGAAAUUAAAUUAUUAAUGGCUGUUCAUGGAUCUCUUAUGGCAAAUUUGAUAUUUAUGCAGCCUGAAACUUAUGUUAUUGAAAUUCAAAUGGAACAUAUCUUUUUCUGCUUCUUGAGAACAGCAAUCUUUACUGGAAAAAAGGUUACUGUAGUACGGGAUCAGUCAAUAUCAUAUAGGUCUAUCCAGGAUAAUAUGGUGAAUAUAAGCAUGGCCAUGUCUGCCUUAGAUAUAGUAAUGAAAAAUAUGUUGGGUACAAAUACAUUUAAGAGGAUUAAUUUUGAUGAUGACUAA